GGCACACACACAUCUACACGACACACACACACAGUCUCGCACACAGUGACAUUCUUGGUUUAGCUGCAUUCAAAUGAGGUGAUUUAACUGCUUUGGUUAACACAGUGCAGAGCGGGACCAAUGUAUUUUCUCAGGCAGGACAAAUCGACUUGGUUAACAGGUGGGACUUAAUGAUUUUACAGAUUUUAGUCUCAUUAUCGCCUUUCUCACAUACUCACAUUUCAGAGUAUUUGCUCAUUUAAAUUCUACCAACUCUUUUUUAAGGACACCUGAAGAGCUUUGCUGCAACUUUUCAGCCUUUUUUUUCUCCACCCCCCUCCCUCGUCUAAUCUUACACUUAAAGCCGGUGCUCGCAGGUUAAACGAGGGACAAGCUGUUUUUGUUUUCAACAGUGCUAUUUCAAUUGGCCAGUUUUCCUGCUCGACUUAGCCUGUGGAGGUGGUUGGUAGGUUAUGAGGACGGCAAGAUGGAGUUCCCAGACCACAGCAGACAUUUACUCCAGUGUCUGAGCGAGCAGCGGCACCAGGGCUUCCUGUGUGACUCCACGGUGCUGGUGGGCGAUGCCCAGUUCCGGGCCCAUCGUGCUGUGUUGGCCUCCUGCAGCAUGUACUUUCACCUCUUCUACAAGGACCAGCUGGACAAGAGAGACGUGGUGCACCUCAACAACGACAUUGUCACAGCCCCAGCCUUUUCCCUGCUCCUGGAGUUCAUGUAUGAGGGCAAGCUGCAGUUCCAGGACCUUCCCGUAGAGGAUGUGCUGGCAGCGGCCAGCUACUUGCACAUGUAUGACAUUGUCAAGGUGUGUAAGAAACGUUUGAAGCAGAAGGCCACGACGGAGGCAGACAGCACGCGCAGAGAGGAGGAUGGUGGCUCCAGCUGCUCUGAUAAGGCCGACAGCCUAUCAGAUGGUUCUACAGGCCGGCCUGCGACUGCCGACCUGCUGCACAGUGAUGAAGAGGAGGAGGCAAAGGCCGAGGGAGGACCGCUGUGGCUGAGGCUGCCGUCUGCAGACCGACCAGGGACGCCAGCCAUGGCCACGACCAGCCCAGGGCACGGCGAGGCAGAGAUGCAGGCUGGGGAAGGGCUGUUGGAGGGAGGAAAGAUGCUCUCCCCGGCCGGCAGCCCCACCAGCUCCACUGGAUCGCUCUCUCAGAGGUCCCACCGCUCCGUGAGCUCUCGUGGAGGGCACCGGGGCAGGAGGGUGUCGAAUGAUGCGGCUGACUGCGUCCUGGACCUGUCAGUCAAGCCCAUUGCAGGUAGCAACCACAGUAACCACCACCAGUCCUAUUUCAGUGGGGCAGCUACGCCGGACAGCCUCCAAAGCCCGUUGGCUGUUAGGGUGAAGGUGGAGAGGGGUGUGGCUUCCGACGAGGAUGAGGAAAUGGGAAGUGGGGACUAUGACAUGGAGCACAGCGGCAUCACCAAGGCGACGAUUCCCAGCGCCAACGGAGGCCUGACCCACCACGGGGUCGGAGGGCCUCUGUCGGCCCAGCGGAGGCUCGGCCUGGAAGCGCACCUGUCCGCUCUGCGAGAGGCCUCUCUGGCCUCAGAGUUGGAGCGGGACGAGAAACCUUCGGCCACGGCAGAUGACGAGGACAUACUGGGGGGUGACAACGAGCGAGCCCAGGCCGAGGUGGGUAGCAUGGAUAGUUCCCUGCUGCCCUACGUCUCCAACAUGCUGUCGGCUCAACACACCCAGAUCUUCAUGUGCCCGCUGUGUAACAAGGUAUUCCCCUCCCCGCACAUCCUCCAGCUUCACCUUAGCUCCCACUUCAGGGAGCAGGAGGGCAUCCGCUCCAAGCCCGCUGGAGACGUCAACGUGCCCACCUGCACCAUCUGCAGCAAGACCUUCUCCUGCAUGUACACGCUGAAGCGCCACGAGCGGACACACUCUGGUGAGAAACCCUACACCUGCACCACCUGCGGCAAGAGCUUCCAAUACUCACACAACCUCAGCCGCCACGCAGUGGUGCACACACGUGAGAAGCCGCAUGCUUGCAAGUGGUGCGAGCGGCGAUUCACGCAGUCCGGGGACCUCUACCGACACAUCCGCAAGUUCCAUUGCGAACUGGUCAACUCGCUGUCAGUGAAGAGCGAACCGCUGGCACUGCCCAAUGUCAGGGAUUGGGCGAUUGAGGACAGCUCCCAGGAACUGUGGAAGUAGAAACAGACUGCUGGGUUUGACAAAGGGAAAGAGAGGAGAGUGAAAGAAGAGCAGAGAGUCAUAGGGAGGUGAAAGGGAGGUGGCAAAGUUUGAUGUUUGGGGUUCAAGUGAGUCAUGUUCUUGUGUGUCGCAAAAUCUCAUUCAAUUGCACUUUAAUAGCACAUGAAAAUGUUACUACUGAGUUUCUUUGUUGUUGCUGUUUGGGGUAAUUUUGUUUUAUUCUAUUUUAUUCUGAUCUCUUUAUUUUUUUUGGCAUAAGUUCUGUUUGGUGGUUUUCAUUGCGUCUAAGGACAUGGGUCCCAGUGAGAAUGUCUCGCCUUCUCGAAGAGUUUUCACUCUGUUUGUGUUUCAUCUCAGACACAACACUCCAACGCUGGCCAGCGUAUCGGUCCCAGUUCCACAGACAGCAAACACCACUGCAGGAGUUCAGGUCGAACACACUGAAGUGAAAAAGCAUUACAAUACACUAAACGGGUACUGUGAUCACCACACACACACAGUUUGAAGAAGUGUGUGUGUGAUACUGCACUACUCUGGCAAAAAUUUCACCUGACGUGCGUGAGUGUGUAUGAGUGUGUUUUGUGUGUAUUAAUUUUAUUUUCUACUGGCAUGGAGGUGUCGUUGGCGAAGCGCUCCCCGCUUCUCCUGUUAAGCUCUUUGGUGUUGUGUGUUCAGGGUAAAGCUGACUGACUGACAGACUAACUGAUGGCACUCAUGCAAUGCACAGCCUCCUUUUUUCACUUCCAAUCAAUUUGAAGUAUUUUCUAAAAAUGAAAAGACCUUUACAAAUUAUUAUAAUAAUUAUUAUUAUUGUUAUUAAUAGAAUUUUUUUCUUAAAUCUAGCUGGCAGUCUUUAAAACAUCUCUUGUUGAAAAGGUAUUUAAUUUAAGGUUGUUGUAUAUUGUUCUGCUAUAGUUUUAGAACUUAAAUCCGUUAAAUUUUUUUUUAAAUUAAUGAUUAUUAUUAUUAUUAUUAUUAUUAUUUUGUUACUUUUUUUGUAAUGGGACCUGCUGUUGUUGCAUGACGUCCAAACCUGUAUAUUUUAAAAUAAAAAUGUGAAUUUGCUGUAUUACUGUACACAUUGUAAUUGAUCAAAUAUUUGACAACAGGCUUUCCUUUUUCUUUUCUUUGUGAAUACUACUCCAGGGUGCGGUCUGUUGAAAAACUGAAUAUUAUUCUCACGACUAUGGAAAAAAUGCAUGAAAAUUUGAUUUUGUCUUAAACCUUUACGUUUUGGUUUUUGCAUCGGACGGGGUGGGGGGAUGUUUGAACACUUUUGACAGUGAAAAGUUGGAUUUUUUUUGUACUCGUCCUAGGUCUGUCGCUGGGCUCCUAGAAGAAUGUUACCGAAUGUGUUUCCGUCGGAUGUUGAAGCGAUAUGAUGAAGCAUUUUAAGCCUGUGUGUAUAUGCACUGAUCUCUCUGCUGCGUGCGUGUGUGUUUGUGUGUGUGUGUGUUUAUGAGCGUGUGGCUUGGUUAUUACCAGUCAAUUUAACCUACUGAAGAUCUACGUCCACCCAGCACUUCCUCCUCCUGCUCCUCCUCAGGCGUUCAAUUUCUCCACUGCUGUAUGUUUGUUUUCCGCCUCUCAUGUCUCCGUCCUCUCCAGCUCUAGACGUGCUGAAGCCAUUUCUUAAUUAUGUCUGCUCAUUGGGCACUUACUUCAGGUCUGUUGAGUGCAGUUAUGUGGCUCUGACUUGGCUAAAGCGUGAAGAAUAACAGGGAGAGAAAAAAAGAAGGAGAGAGGCUGAAACUGAGCUGUCCUGCUGAAAGUUGAAGGGCCACAUAUCUUUGUCAGAGCGGGGCCGUGCUGAUUCAGUACAAUAACCCACAUUAGACGCAGUGGCGUGAAUGUGAUAAGACGUCUGUAUGUAUGUGUGUGUGUGUGUGUGUGUGUGUAUGUUUUCCUCUUAAAACAUAAUCCUUACUUUGAGAUCGUUGGCAGAGAAUUGGCAUGCCUGAAUGCACCUUUUUAAGCUAAAAGACAUGAAAUCAGAUUUUUUGCUGAAAAGAUGCCUUUAUUGAAAAAAAUACAUUUCUGAUGCUAUGGAAGUAUUUGAUACUGUAGAGCAUUGGGAAAGAGUUGUUAAACUUGCAUAUAAAUUCAUGGAAUUUAUUGAAUUUAUCAGAAAAUGAUGUCUUAUUAUAUUUUGAUCAUGUGAUUGGAAAACUCGUUUUUUUGUAUGUGAAUGUUGUGUUUGCAUUGGGGGCUACAUCAGUUUAAUUAUUUUAUUAUAUUUUAUUUUUUAACCUCUGUAUCUGUUAUUUUUUUGUUAGAAUUUCAAAAUAAUGGUCAAGCGUUUAUACAAUCCAAAAGCAUUUGACACAGAGAUGCUAAAAAGUGAACGCUCCACAUUUCCCCUCACUCAGAUAUGUCUGUGUGUGUGUGUGUGUGUGUGUGUGUGUGUGUGUGUGUGUGUGUGUGUGUGUGUGUGUGUGUGUGUGUGUGUGUGUGUGUGUGUGUGUGUGUGUGUGUGUGUGUGCGCACGCCCCCAUUAAUGUGCAUGUGGUGGGUGGGGUGGUUGUAUGUGUUGCCCUGUCAUCUGGUGGCACCUACAGGCUUUGCCAAGGCAACAGUGUGGGUGACAUUGCGGCAGUUUGCACCGCAUCGUCUAAUUUUUUUCUUUUCUCAAACGUUAUUUCUUCACUGGCAGCGUCUCUGCAUAUGGGCUCACUCCAUCCUGCUGUUGUUUUCAUCAUUACUGCUGUUUUAUUGUUCUGUUCCUCUGGUUGUACUUGACCGCCUUAAACUGCUGUAGUCCGGGCUGUUUUUUAAAUUUUUAUUUUUAAAUGUGAGCGUGGGGUGGAGUUGUGGGAGCGAUGUCAAGACGCUGUGAAGUAACCACCCCUGAUGAAAAAAAACAUCUCCAUCUUUUGCUGUGCUUACUUGAAAACAAAUGGGGGAGAUUUUUUUUAAAGGUAUAAAAAUGUUCAAAUGUCAUAGACAGUUUAUGGAAAGGCAGAUGGGGGGUGGGGGGGUGGAGGGUGGGGGGCGUGAAGUGACUGAGUCUGUUUUGAAAAAGGACAAUCACUGUCUGGGAAAAAAACAAGCAGAUUUUCAGAUAUAUUUGCUCCCUCUUGAGAUUAAAAAUUUUCUUUGCUUUUCUUUUAUGUUCCUUCUUCAGAUUUAGUCAUUUUUAGCUUUGACAAUCAUAGUUGGGUUGAUUUUUUUUU
Messenger RNA from Centropristis striata (black sea bass), 5337 nucleotides. It is a transcript of the gene zbtb18, whose product is annotated as zinc finger and BTB domain containing 18. Gene Ontology annotation, cellular component: nucleus. Gene Ontology annotation, biological process: regulation of transcription by RNA polymerase II. NCBI's taxonomy places the organism in Eukaryota, Metazoa, Chordata, Actinopteri, Perciformes, Serranidae. The record is from RefSeq and is a predicted model, not a curated record. The coding region runs from base 467 to 2164 and encodes 565 amino acids. The transcript has 2 exons. Gene Ontology annotation, molecular function: DNA-binding transcription factor activity, RNA polymerase II-specific; RNA polymerase II cis-regulatory region sequence-specific DNA binding; protein binding.